AGGUAUUCGAGGCCUGCUAAGUAUUGUGUCCUGAUGUCGAAGCUGUACAUAAAGCAGGUUAUAAGCACUAAAACCUAGAGCUUACAUCAUUUCGUUCAUGCAUCAUGCCCAGUGUCACGAUUCCUGCCCGCACAGGGGACUAUGUCGCCCUCAAGUCUGGUCAACGACUCAAGCUGAUCAACCCACACGGCACCCAAGUCAUUGACUUUUGGGCCUUUGUCUUUCCCAGUGCUAAUUCAACUACUGGUGGUGACAGCACUACACCGACGAGCUUUAUCCGGUCAUCGUCCAGUACAGAAGCCACUGGGAAUACUACGAGUCAGCAUUCGUCUACGCCAUUUCCAUUCACGUCCGGCGUUCAAUACUUUGCAGCCUCACGCACACGCAGCAUUCUUUCCAAACUCAUACCUGGCACCAAGGAUGUGCUGUACACCAACAAAUCCGUGCCUCUGUUCACGUUGCUCGAGGACACCACGUCCGGCGUCCACGACACGCUGUUCGGAUGUUGCGACCGCUUCCGCAUGCACAACUUAGGCCAUCCGGAUUUUGAGCAUGCAAGUUGUGCGGAGAACAUGCAUCUUGCGCUGCGACGGGCCGCUGCUCAGGGCGUCUUUAAACCCGGCAGCAUCUCAGACGAGUGGACGCCAGAUCCAUUAAACGUCUUCAUGAACGUGCCGAUCACCACGGGCUUGGAUCGGGAUUCUGGAGGUGGGAAGAUCGAGUGCAUCCCGCCCAAGAGUAAGGCGGGCGAGUACAUUGUACUAAGGGCAGAAAUUGACUGUGUGGCCGUGAUGAGUGCUUGUCCAAAUGACUUGAUAGUGGGAGUCAACGCGGGAAAGUGCCUGAGUGUGGAAUAUGAGGUGUUAGAUACGUAGACCUACGCUCUUUCGGAUAGAACUGGGGUAUUCGUACACUUCCUGAUCCGAGCCAGGAUUCGAAUCUUUC
This is a messenger RNA of Exophiala viscosa, 945 nucleotides long. RefSeq lists its product as uncharacterized. The transcript has a single exon. Bases 105 to 875 code for a protein of 256 amino acids. The record is from RefSeq and is a predicted model, not a curated record. Lineage: Eukaryota; Fungi; Ascomycota; Eurotiomycetes; Chaetothyriales; Herpotrichiellaceae.